Messenger RNA from Dichomitus squalens LYAD-421 SS1, 641 nucleotides. RefSeq lists its product as uncharacterized. The record is from RefSeq and is a predicted model, not a curated record. NCBI's taxonomy places the organism in Eukaryota, Fungi, Basidiomycota, Agaricomycetes, Polyporales, Polyporaceae. Bases 141 to 383 code for a protein of 80 amino acids. The transcript has a single exon.
GGGAGGAAGGAAGGAAGGAAAGAAGGUAGGAAGGAAAGGGAGUGGAAAAGGAAAUUGACGAUGGCAGGGACGGACCGUAGGUGGGCUGGGAAAGAAGAGGGAAGUGAAAAUACAAGGACGUCAAUCUGGAGAGGGCUGCCAUGUCUGGUCGAUUCGCAGUCCUGGCUUCCAUGCGCCUGUUUCCUGCCGCUUCACAGCUGCACGCAUCCUCUGGGCGGUCGUUGCCGUAUUCAGCAGCCGCCGUGGGCUCCAUACGCCUAGAUUCACCGUCAGUGCUGCAACAUAUCGUACUGCACGGCAACUCGCGCGUAGCUUUCCCCCCACGCGAGCCCGAGACGUGUGGCGGCUCGUGCAGGAAGCCCCAGCCCGCUGGACCUGUUUGACCGCGACGUCGAGGGACGGCGUGCGCGGCGUCGCGCGAGAUCGGAUGCCCGCCACGCCCUUCUCUCCUACAUUAUCGCACCAGGCUCCGAAAGAGGAUAGAGUCGCCGGGUAGCAGUUUGCACUUUGGAGGAAUGAUUGGGUUUGAGCGCCGUGCAGGGUUCGGGACGCGGAGAGAUCACGACGUGGACGCACGGAUCUGACAUUUGCUGGACGAAACCCCCAGAGGCGCGCGCUGCUGAAGACGCAUGCGCAGAUAC